CAGUUGCAGCAAUGAAUUGCAGUGGAGAACAUCAGCUCAACAGCCCGACGGCCCGGGACACGCCGACCCUGCAGCCACUCUGGGACCUCAUCAGAAGUCGGGAAGCUUACUUGCAGUCGCCUUUUUUCCCAGUUCUUUUCUCCUUCCUGGUGUACAUGGGGUUCUGUCUGCCUUUUGUGAUCCUGGACCUGUUGGCAGCUCACGUCUCCUUGCUGAAGAAGUACAAGAUCCAGGUUCAGAGUGACCCCAGCCUGGGGAUGAUGGUGACCUGUGUGCUCCAAACCCUUCACAUUCACACGGUCUUCAUUUUCCCACUGAGUGUGAUGCACUGGUACUGGGCUACCGAGGAGCUGCCGGAGUUGGCUCCACCUUUGCCCAAAGUGGUGCUGGACAUCGUGGCCUGUCUGCUCCUGUUCGAUUUCCAGUACUUCGUCUGGCACUUGCUGCACCACAAGAUCCCUUGGCUCUACAAGACCUUCCACAAGGUUCAUCACAAGCACACGGCUACUUUCGCCCUGACCACCGAGCACUCGGGCGCCUGGGAGACUCUGUCGCUGGGGUUCUUCGCUGCCCUCAAUCCGGCGAUCCUGAACUGCCACCCGCUCACCAAGAUGCUCUUCUUCAUCACCAACAUCUGGCUGUCGGUGGAGGAUCACUCGGGGUACGAUUUCCCCUGGUCCACGCACAGGCUCGUCCCCUUUGGGCUGUACGGGGGAGCUCCCCAUCACGAUUUGCACCACAUGAAGUUUAAAGCCAACUACGCGCCUUACUUUACGCACUGGGACAAACUCCUGGGCACCUGGUCGGCGCCGCUCGACGCAUCCCAUUGAUUCAGUGCAACUGCACAAUGAACGUGGACUUUCGAAGAACUUUCCUCUGCCGGCCACCGAGAAGAGCAACAGCUUGCAAAAGCUGUCAGUGCGAUUUUUUUUUGGGGGGGGGGGAGGCGGCUGGAAGGGGUUAAUGUUGCACUUUAACGAUGGUACGACUGUUUGAAUGUAACUUUUUGUAAUGGGUGUGCAAAGACACUUUCUAAGUUAUCAAUGUAAUUAUUGGAAAAUCAUGUUGUUUUAUACCAGAAUUAAUAUAAGCUGGGGAAUUAUUUCCUACGCGAUAUGUGUUACAGAUUGUUCUAUAUUUAAUGCACAGUAUUUAAUAAUAAAAAAAAAGUUAGUUUA
Callorhinchus milii (elephant shark) is the source of this 1178-nucleotide messenger RNA. It is a transcript of the gene ch25h, whose product is annotated as cholesterol 25-hydroxylase. Gene Ontology annotation, biological process: sterol biosynthetic process; cholesterol metabolic process. The transcript has a single exon. The record is from RefSeq and is a predicted model, not a curated record. NCBI's taxonomy places the organism in Eukaryota, Metazoa, Chordata, Chondrichthyes, Chimaeriformes, Callorhinchidae. The coding region runs from base 12 to 830 and encodes 272 amino acids. Gene Ontology annotation, molecular function: steroid hydroxylase activity; iron ion binding; C-4 methylsterol oxidase activity.